Molecule: messenger RNA, 3100 nt
Organism: Misgurnus anguillicaudatus (oriental weatherfish)
Lineage: Eukaryota; Metazoa; Chordata; Actinopteri; Cypriniformes; Cobitidae
Gene: fig4a
Product: FIG4 phosphoinositide 5-phosphatase a
Biological process (GO): phosphatidylinositol dephosphorylation
Cellular component (GO): intracellular membrane-bounded organelle
Molecular function (GO): phosphatidylinositol-3,5-bisphosphate 5-phosphatase activity
Source: RefSeq, a predicted model, not a curated record
AUACAUCCAGACACAACAGGAAUAUACACGGCGUCAAAAACAUAAAAAGUCCUCAUAUUUUCAAAGAGUGUGGCCCGUUGGAUUCACGUGCACACAUGUGUUUUUUGAAUCGCUUUUCUCUUCGUCAUGUUUGUCCCCGCUGAGGCUCCGUGUCAGCUGAGCUGUAUGACAGUCACAUGAUAUCGUGUAUGGUUUUUCUGUUAGUGUAACAUUUCACAAAUAUGUCGACAUUUAUGCAUACAUCUGCUGAUCGGUCUGUCUAAAGGUUUUGUGAAUGUUAACCUAAGCAUCAUCAUGCCCUUGACAGCAGCUGUGAUCAGUGGGAUUCAGAAACUGGUGCUCUAUGAAACGAGGGCUAGGUAUUUCCUUGUGGGCAGUAAUAAUGCACAAACAAAGCAUCGCGUCCUGAAGAUCGACCGCACUGAACCGCGAGACCUGGUCAUUAUAGAUGAUAAGCAUGUUUACAGUCAGCAAGAGGUACGAGAACUGCUGGGCAGGUUGGAUUUGGGCAAUCGCACUAAGAUGGGGCAGAAGGGAUCCUCUGGCCUAUCGAGAGCCGUAUCUGCCUAUGGCAUUGUGGGUUUUGUGCGUUUUCUGGAGGGUUACUACGUUGUGCUGAUCACCAAACGUCGUAAAAUGGCUGACAUCGGUGGACACUCCAUAUAUAAGAUUGAAGACACGACUAUGAUCUACAUUCCUAAUGACUCGGUCAGAGUUACUCAUCCUGAUGAAGCCCGGUAUGUGAGAAUUUUCCAGAAUGUGGAUCUAUCCAGUAACUUCUAUUUCAGUUACAGCUACGACCUGAGCCACUCGCUGCAGUAUAACCUGACAAUACUGCAGAUGCCCUGUGAACCUCCAGAGCCUGAAGAUCUGAACGCCAGCAGACAGGACAGCUUUGACAUCUUUGAAGAGGAGGGCUUACCCACUCAAGUCGUGUACGGUUUAAGGAACGAACCCUACGCUAAAUAUGUGUGGAACGCUCGCCUGCUGGAGAAAGUGAAAGACAUCGUACAUCCUGAUUGGCUGUUGUACAUCAUCCACGGUUUCUGUGGUCAAUCCAAGUUGUUGAUAUACGGGCGUCCGGUGUACGUUACAUUGAUCGCCCGCCGUUCGAGUCGCUUCGCAGGGACUCGAUUUCUCAAGAGAGGAGCCAACUGUGAGGGCGACGUAGCGAACGAGGUUGAAACGGAGCAGAUUGUCCACGAUUCCUCUGUCACGUCGUUCGCGGCUGGUAGUUUCUCUUCGUGUGUUCAGGUCAGAGGAUCGGUUCCUCUCCACUGGUCUCAGGACAUCUCCACCAUGAUGCCCAAACCACCCAUACGCUUGGACCAGGCUGACCCAUAUUCCCAUGUAGCAGCUCUUCAUUUUGAUCAGAUGCUCCAGAGGUUUGGAUCGCCAAUUAUAAUUCUUAACCUGGUCAAGAAACGUGAGAAGAGGAGACAUGAGAAGAUCUUGAGCGAUGAGCUUUAUCCCACUAUCACAAACCUUAAUCAGUUUCUUCCUCCUGAGCACGGCAUCGAGUACAUCGCCUGGGACAUGGCCCGCUACACAAAGAGUAAACUGUGUAAUGUGUUGGAUCGGUUGAGUAUGAUUGCUGAGAACGUGGUCAAGCGGACGGGUUUCUUCGUCAACAGACCUGACUUCUACUGCCAUACGUUACGACCUGAUGAAAGGUGGGGCGAUCUUGGGGGGAAGGUGACACCAAACGGCAGAUUACAGACUGGAGUUUUGAGGACAAACUGUGUGGAUUGUCUCGAUCGAACCAACACGGCACAGUUCAUGGUUGGAAAAUGUGCCCUGGCGUAUCAACUCUAUGCACUCGGGUUAAUAGACAGACCCAAACUUCAAUUUGAUACUGACUGUGUCAGAUUGUUUGAAGAGUUGUACGAGGACCACGGAGACACUUUGUCUCUACAGUACGGAGGAUCUCAGCUGGUCCAUCGAGUAAAGACGUACCGCAAGAUCGCUCCCUGGACGCAGCACUCCAAAGACAUCAUGCAAACGCUGUCUCGUUACUAUAGCAACGCUUUCUCAGAUGCAGACAGACAGGAUGCUAUAAAUCUGUUCCUGCAGGUUUACCAGCCGUCUGAAUCCAAACCUCAUCUCUGGGAACUGCCAACAGAUUUUUACCUUCACCACAGUAACACCAUGAGUCUACCGCACAACCGACAGAGCUACACACACUGGUGGUCUCCAGAAGUUUUGCUGUUUCUCCCGUUACCAUCUGAUGAAGGAGCGAGCGAGAAGAACAUGAAGAAGGUCUCAGUGAAGCGCGUGAACAGAUUUGACGAGAGCAUCGAUAUUUACAGCAGGUUCUUCAGACCGUACGAGCUCACCUCAUUCGAUGACACGUUUAGCAUCUCCAUGACCAACUCCACAAGGGAUUUUAUGCCGAAGAGCAUCGGGCUUGAUCCCAGUCCUUUCACUGUUCGUAAACCAGACGAGAGCGCAAAAUCAGUACUGGGUAAUAAGUCCAAUAAGGAGGAAACAGUGUUACAAAGAAAGACAGCUGCCAGCGCUCCUCCUCCACCCAGUGAAGAGCAGAUCUCCAGCAGUUCUGAAGACGACUCGGAGGAAGAUCGUGAAGAUGACGGCACUGCGUCCCAACGCUCAACGCCAAUCAAACUUGCUGAUCAAAGUGAGAACGUCCGGCCACACGAGGAUCAACCGCAGCAUCUUCCACCAGCAAGAGAGACAUACGGACUGAAUUUGUUGGUGUGUCCACCUGAUGAUGAUAUCUUCAUAUACCACAGAUUUGCUCAUCUGGGUCAGAAUCAGCACAAAGUGGAGAGACAUCGAGAUGCCAAGAAAUCAGACUACAUUAUCAACCUCGUUCCAGUGUCCUCCUUCUCAUCAGACAGCGUCUAUGAAGUUUCGUCUCCAGAGGUGAACGCUCAGAGUCGAGAGGUUUUUCAGUCACACGUUGAGACGGGCUGCGGUCGGGUCAGAACUCUGUGUCAGGAGGACGUCCUCAUGUACCGUGAAUACAUCAAAAACAGAUACAUGUGAAGCACUGGAGCUUCUGGACAUCAUCUGUAUUUCCAUUUUGAUUCAGCUCAACUUCUCUUGAUUUUUUUGUUUACAUUUUUACUUUUAGCAA